Molecule: messenger RNA, 828 nt
Organism: Rhagoletis zephyria (snowberry fruit fly)
Lineage: Eukaryota; Metazoa; Arthropoda; Insecta; Diptera; Tephritidae
Molecular function (GO): zinc ion binding
Source: RefSeq, a predicted model, not a curated record
AAAUACGUUCACAACUAAAAAGGCAACGACUGCAGCAGCACUACCGCCAAUAGCAGAAAUCUCAGCGGCAACGAUACAUAUGGCAACAGCAGUGAUUAGCAAUUCUCUUGCCAGUUGAUCUCUUCGCUUUAACGGCAUUCGAAGCAAAGUUUUCGAUUUGCUUGAGCGGUGUACGUCGCGUUGUGAACAUUUUUGCUGAGAUAAAAAUAAAAACAAAUGUUAAAAAAAAUGUUAAUCGCUUUAUGAGCAAAACAUUAUAAAAAAUUGCUAAACCUCCUCCACACGCGCACUCAUCCGCCUACACAUAAAUUGGUUGGUGCUGCACAACAGCUGACGAAAAUGACAACCACCCAGUCAACUGUCAUCGUGACAAUUGACAACAACGAUGCUGCCCUGGAAAAUGUUAUGCCGGUGUUGCCUUCAAACGUUGGUCAUUUGCUAGAGGAACCCGUUGACAUACAAUGUCCAGCUUGCGGAAAGAAAUGUAUGACUCGCGUGGAGCUUCAGGCAGUGACAUUUUUGCAGAAAUUUGUAGCUGUUGUUAAUUUUUGUCUAUGUUGCAAUCCCAUACGCUGGAGCGGUCGGCAUGACGUCAAUCACUAUUGCAGCGAAUGCGGCUGUUACAUUGGGCGAUAUAUAACGUUGAGUUGGUACAAGAAGCAGUUGUUCAAAAUGCAACGAUCUGAUGUGGUAUUCGAAAAUAGGUGGCAACGUUUUCGUAAAGUUGAGAAGGAAACACUCGAUAAUAAAAUAUUGGCCAAACAGCAGGCGAGGGAGCAAUUGAAAUCCAAGACGACAACGAAUGCUUGAAAUAGUUUUCAACUUUAA